Molecule: messenger RNA, 648 nt
Organism: Dioszegia hungarica
Lineage: Eukaryota; Fungi; Basidiomycota; Tremellomycetes; Tremellales; Bulleribasidiaceae
Product: oxidoreductase-like protein
Exons: 3
Coding region: 1-648 (215 amino acids)
Cellular component (GO): mitochondrion
Source: RefSeq, a predicted model, not a curated record
AUGCGGCCGUCCGUCCAUGCCGCCCGCUUGGUCCGACGCAACGUCCUCGAGAAGUAUCUCCGCCCUCUUCCGGCUCGGCCGUACCCCGUCCUCCCCCAGACCCUAGCGGACCUCCCUCCGGACCCUUCUGGCAAGAAAGGGCCAGCCUUCGAGACGGCUGCAAGCGCACCGGUCGGAACGUCCCUCCAGGAAACGCCCCCGCCGGACUCUACGGCGCGGACGAAGCUGGCUACUCAGUUGCCUGCUAUGAUGCCGCUCGUCGAGGAGAAGCCCGUCAAGGCGCCUGUCCCUGCCAAAGAGAAGGAGAUGCGGGUUGAGGGGGUUUUGAUACCCGCCAAGCCUAUACCUCCCGGUGAAGAGGAAUGCUGCAUGUCUGGCUGUGUGCACUGCGUAUAUACCAUCUACGCCGACGACCUCGAGAUUUACACCGAUGCCCUUUCAGAGGCGAGACAAGCGCUAGUUCAGGCCGGACGAGCCCUGUCCGGCUGGCCGGAGGUCGUACGGACUAUGGAGAAGCAGGGGAAGUCGGGAGCCGAUGUGGAGAAGGAUACCACGAAGAAGGUGGUCGAGGGGUUGGAUCCAACCAUGGCUGCCUUCUUGGCAUUGGAGAACAGGUUGAAGAAGCAACAGAUCGCUACGCCGACCUAG